AUUUCCCAAGACGGCACGGUGAGGGGGACGCCCGUCCAGACAGUCAACAGUGAGUCAUUACCGCAUCACUCCAGACAAAAUGGAGGCCUGCUUUAACACUGUGAAAGUUGCCUGAAAUGGACGCGUAAGGAUGUGUUAGCGCCGGUCCGAUGUUCGGGAUCUGCGUUCUUUAGGGUUCUCACCGCAGCAAUGCUGAUCUCAGGUGUACUGGAGCUGAGGUCCGUUAGACCAGGUGAAACUGUCAUAAAAGGAGUCUCAUCCUCUCUGUACCUGUGUGUGGACAACUCAGGACAUCUAAGAGGCCAGCAGCAGUACAAACAGGCAGACUGCACUUUCAGGGAACUGCUCCUGUCGGACGGAUACACCGUUUUCCAGUCCCCGCAUAACGGGCUUCCUAUAUCCCUUUCCUCGAAACCGUCUGGUGUGAAAUACGCCCGUCCCUUUUAUCAGUUCCUUCCCGUGAUGAACGAGCUGAUCUUGGGGAUGGAAAGGGUGAAGAAAGAGAAGGGAAAGCUGAGCGAGAGACAGGAGAACGUGGAUCUGGAAUCUGACGACCCGCUGGGAAUGAGGAUAUCAGCGGCUGAUGUUUGGUCCAGUCCGGGGUUCCACAGUAGAUAACGAUAAGAGAAACACGGCGCACGAGCGCAGGACCGUCCGCGCACGCACAGUACCACUGCGUGUCUCCAUCACAUACUGAUUCGGGCGGUGAAUUGCUACUGCAUUAACGUGUGCAGUAGCCGAUACACGUGCCAUUACAAUGCAACCAGGUUACACACGGCACUGUUGAUUUGUGCAAUAAGUGGCCGUUAAAUGCGAUAGCGAUGAAUUGCAGAGCUGCGGGACAGCAAACUGCAGGCUGAUGCAGAGCGUUUUAAAUGCGAUGUGGUUAAAAAAAGGGCUAUGUGUUAGUGCCGUGCAUGUUACCUCACCAUGCCGGAAAAAUAGUGUCUUUGAAAGUUACUGAAUACAUUUUUUUUUGUUUCAACUUUUUAUCACGUAUUUUAGUUUAGUAUUUAUUUAUCUUACCGUGUGAGAGCUGAACUGUUUAAAUGGUGUAAGCUGAAAUGUUCAAUUAUAAAAUAAAUGCAGUCUCUACUAA
This is a messenger RNA of Anguilla anguilla (European eel), 1099 nucleotides long. RefSeq names its product fibroblast growth factor 19-like. The coding region runs from base 190 to 618 and encodes 142 amino acids. Gene Ontology annotation, cellular component: cytoplasm. The transcript has 3 exons. The record is from RefSeq and is a predicted model, not a curated record. Gene Ontology annotation, biological process: regulation of cell migration; positive regulation of gene expression; positive regulation of protein phosphorylation. Lineage: Eukaryota; Metazoa; Chordata; Actinopteri; Anguilliformes; Anguillidae. Gene Ontology annotation, molecular function: growth factor activity; fibroblast growth factor receptor binding.